AUGAUCUUCAACAACCUCUUCUCACGGCUCUCCCGCCCCUUCACAGCCGCCACCCGCCUCUCCAUCGCCCCCGAAUCCCCCGCAGCCACAACCUCCCUCCCCGAAGGCGCCCAGCGCUGCACCGUCGCCGCCGGCUGCUACUGGGGCACCGAGCACCUCUACCGCAAGCACUUUUCCGGCAAGGGCCUCAUCGACGCAAAGGUCGGCUUCAUCGGCGGCGACCUGACCAACCCUUCCUACCGCGCCGUCUGCGGCGGCAAGACCGGCCACGCCGAGGCCGCAGAAAUCAUCUUCGACCCAUCCCAAGUCUCCUACCGCCAGCUCAUCGAGUUCUUCUACCGCAUGCACGACCCCACAACCCUCAACCGCCAAGGCCCCGACACCGGCCCGCAGUACCGCUCCGCCAUCUACUUCCACAGCGACGAGCAGGAGCGCAUCGCCCGCGACGUCACCGAAAAGGCAAACGCCCAGUGGUGGCAGGGCAAGAUUGUCACCGAGAUUGCGCCCGCCGGCCAGUGGUGGACCGCCGAGGAGUACCACCAGCUGUACCUGGAGAGGAACCCCGAGGGCUAUGAGUGCCCGAGUCACUUCCUGAGACCGCUCAAGGAUCUGGAGUGA
Molecule: messenger RNA, 618 nt
Organism: Trichoderma atroviride IMI 206040
Lineage: Eukaryota; Fungi; Ascomycota; Sordariomycetes; Hypocreales; Hypocreaceae
Molecular function (GO): peptide-methionine (S)-S-oxide reductase activity
Source: RefSeq, a predicted model, not a curated record